Messenger RNA from Orycteropus afer afer, 1919 nucleotides. It is a transcript of the gene DHH, whose product is annotated as desert hedgehog signaling molecule. The record is from RefSeq and is a predicted model, not a curated record. Gene Ontology annotation, biological process: protein autoprocessing; multicellular organism development; cell fate specification. Gene Ontology annotation, molecular function: calcium ion binding; patched binding. NCBI's taxonomy places the organism in Eukaryota, Metazoa, Chordata, Mammalia, Tubulidentata, Orycteropodidae.
CGGAGCCGGGGCGUCCUGGCAGCGCCGGAGCCGGGCAACAGAGUCAGGCUGGGCUGGCACACACCCACGACCCCCUUUCCCCGCUAUGAUGGCCCGUCAGUAGCAGGUCCCAGACCCCCCAGGGGCAUGUAGGCAGAGCCAGCUGUGGCCAGGUGCGCAGAGCCACAAGAGCGCUAGGCACUCGAGGCAGCUCUGCCUGCUGCGCGCUCUGGAGUCUGGGGAAAUGCCCAACUGACGCGCGAGCUAGUGAGGACAAGAACGCUACCUUUUGGCCCUCGUCCGCUGCAUCCAUGGCGCUGCCCGCCAGUCUUGUGCCCCUGUGCUGCUUGGCACUUUUGGCGCUGCCGGCCCAGAGUUGCGGGCCUGGCCGGGGCCCGGUGGGCCGGCGCCGCUACGUGCGCAAGCAGCUGGUGCCGCUGCUGUACAAGCAGUUUGUGCCUAGUAUGCCCGAGCGGACCCUGGGCGCCAGUGGGCCAGCCGAGGGAAGGGUGGCAAGGGGCUCCGAGCGCUUCCGGGACCUUGUGCCUAACUACAACCCCGACAUCAUCUUCAAGGACGAGGAGAACAGUGGUGCCGAUCGCCUGAUGACAGAGCGUUGUAAGGAGCGGGUGAAUGCGCUGGCCAUUGCUGUGAUGAACAUGUGGCCCGGAGUGCGCCUGCGGGUGACUGAGGGCUGGGAUGAAGACGGCCACCACGCUCAGGACUCACUACACUACGAAGGCCGUGCCUUGGACAUCACCACGUCCGACCGCGACCGCAAUAAGUAUGGGUUGUUGGCGCGCCUGGCGGUGGAAGCCGGCUUCGACUGGGUCUACUACGAGUCGCGCAACCAUGUCCACGUGUCGGUCAAAGCCGAUAACUCACUGGCUGUUCGGGCGGGCGGCUGCUUUCCGGGAAAUGCCACCGUGCGCCUGCGGAGCGGCGAGCGGAAGGGGCUGCGAGAACUGCAUCGCGGUGACUGGGUGCUGGCCGCCGACGCAGCAGGCCGGGUGGUGCCCACACCGGUGCUACUGUUCCUGGACCGGGACUUGCAGCGUCGGGCCUCAUUUGUGGCUGUGGAGACUGAGUGGCCCCAGCGCAAGCUGUUGCUCACACCCUGGCACCUGGUGUUCGCCGCCCGAGGGCCGGCGCCCGCGCCAGGUGACUUUGCACCGGUGUUCGCGCGCCGGCUGCGCGCAGGGGACUCGGUGCUGGCGCCUGGCGGGGAUGCUCUUCGGCCGGCUCGCGUGGCCCGCGUAGCGCGGGAGGAAGCCGUGGGCGUUUUUGCCCCGCUGACGGCCCACGGGACGCUGCUGGUCAACGAUGUCCUGGCCUCGUGCUAUGCAGUUCUGGAGAGUCACCAGUGGGCGCACCGCGCCUUUGCGCCUUUACGCCUGCUGCAUGCGCUGGGGGCGCUGCUCCCCGGAGGAGCGGUCCAGCCUACUGGCAUGCACUGGUACUCUAGGCUUCUCUAUCGCCUGGCGGAGGAGCUGCUAGGCUGAGCGCGCUAGGCAUUGAAACUUCCAGGCGCCGGGAAGACUGGGGCGUGCGGCUGAGAUCUGGGAAUGUGGACAGCAGAUGAUGCUGAUUAGGUGGAUGAAGGAAUAUAGAGAAGGAUGGGAGCAAUACGGGAACUGUGUGGUUUAGGGGAAACCUCAAGCUGAGAGGAGGUGACCCCGGGUCCUAGGUAGAUGGAGCUGAUGGUUGACACUCCUUGACUGUUUAGCCUCUUCUUCCUCAGUGCCUCAGCUCCACCCCAUAAUUUUAUUUUAAUUCUUUAUUUAUAAAUGUAAUAUAAUGAUCUAUUACUUACCCUGCCUGGCAAGGUAAGGGGCUGGGGCAGAGUGUUAACACUGUCUGACAGAGCCAGCCAAUCUGACGCCUGCAUUUUCUUACAGGUGUUCUAAUAAAGGGAAAGCUUCCAGGAGCUUAUUGGAAAA